Messenger RNA from Brachypodium distachyon (stiff brome), 2142 nucleotides. Its product is annotated as serine/threonine-protein kinase RIO1. Gene Ontology annotation, molecular function: protein serine/threonine kinase activity; ATP binding. Gene Ontology annotation, biological process: protein phosphorylation. Lineage: Eukaryota; Viridiplantae; Streptophyta; Magnoliopsida; Poales; Poaceae. The record is from RefSeq and is a predicted model, not a curated record. The coding region runs from base 25 to 1824 and encodes 599 amino acids. The transcript is spliced from 12 exons.
CUAUACCAGUGUGUGCCCUCGGUAAUGGGUUUUGCUUCUCCCUCACAAGCGCACCAAACCAUGGCCGCCGCCGCCACAGCGUUGAACGAAGGCGAAUACUUCCGAACCUUCGCCCUGCAGCAAGGAGAGGCGGACGGGCGCUUCGCCGACGCGGAGGAGAAAUUGGUGGCAGCGGCACCGGGCGAGGAGCCCGCGGAGGCGGACGCAGAAGAGGAGGAUGAGGACUGGUGGGACUCCGACUCCGACUCCGACGUGGGCGAUGCGCUGGACUGGAUGGACGCAGCGGAGGCCACGGACGGCUCGAGUCGGGUCUCCGGGACCUACUCGGCCGCCGGGGGCGCGGCUGCCGCGCGGAGGCCGAACGCGCACGGCGGCUUGCAAUCCCGCCCCCUCCAGCCGCUCUCCAACAAAACGCAGAAGCUCAACUCGCACUUCAGAGCCGGACCGUUGGAGGAGUGGGAAGGUAGAAUGAACGUCGGGAUGUCAAAUAAUGUGACGACUGAAAUCAGGGACAGCAUAAGAGAUGCCACAAUUGGGAAAACAAGGAACACCGGGAAGGCUGAUCGUGCUACAGUUGAACAGGCAAUUGACCCAAGAACACGCAUGGUUUUGUUCAAGAUGUUAAACCGUGGUGUGUUUGAUAAUAUAAAUGGUUGUAUUUCUACCGGAAAAGAGGCAAAUGUAUAUCAUGCAACAAAGAAAGAUGGCCAGGAGUUAGCAAUCAAAGUCUAUAAAACUUCUGUCCUUGUGUUUAAGGAUAGAGACCGAUAUGUUCAAGGAGAUUAUCGCUUUAGACAUGGUUACUGCAAGCAUAAUCCCCGGAAGAUGGUAAAGACCUGGGCUGAAAAGGAAAUGCGGAAUCUUUUACGAGUUAGAGCAGCUGGAAUCCGAUGCCCGUUGCCGUUGCUGUUGAGGCUUCAUGUUUUGGUGAUGGAAUUUAUAGGAAAAGAUGGCCGGAACGCUCCUCGUCUUAAGGAUGCUGUUUUAUCAGAUGACAAGUUGCGUGAAACUUACUUUGAGAUAGUUACGACGAUGCGGACACUCUACCAAAAGUGCAAGCUUGUCCAUGGUGAUUUGAGUGAAUAUAACAUUCUUUAUUUUGAGGGGCACUUGUACAUUAUUGAUGUUUCACAGUCUGUGGACCUGGAUCAUCCUUCAGCGUUGGAAUUCCUGAAUGAAGAUUGUUUGCAUGUUAAUGACUUCUUUAAAAAACGAGGUGUUGCUGUCAUGACAGUAACAGAUCUAUUUAAUUUUGUUGUUGAUCAAAAUAUUGCUGAUGAAGAUGUUGAUGAUUACCUGGAGAAGGUUCAGCAAAAGAUUUUAGAGAAUGAAGAUACAGAUGCAAGUGAUGAUGAAAUUGUUCCGACAGUCUUGGUGCAGACAUUGGAUCAUGUGAAGCAAUGCGAGGCAGAUAUUGUCAACAUGGCAAUGACACAAAAUCCAUCCUUUUCUUAUGAACCAACAGCAGAUAAGCUUUUUGACCAGCCACUAUCACGAUUUGUCCGAACCAAAAAUGAGCCUACUGGACAACAGCAAGAACAAUCGACACAAAAUACACCUGAAGAACCCUUGGAUCUGCAAACUAAGUGCUCGUUGGAGAACAAGACAGAAGAUGGAUCAGAUGACAGUGAAUCUUGCACUAGUUCCGAUGAAGACGGUUCAUGGAAAGAGUCCACAAAGUUAGGACCUGAGGAAAAGAAGGCUGCUCGAAAGGAAAACAAGAAGAAAGUGAAGGAAGAAAAGAGGGAAACUCGCAAGACGAAGAUCCCGAAGGCUGAUAAGAAGAAGAGGAAGAAAAUGGCAAAAGCUAAGUGCAAGCGGUAGUCAAUCUCUGCCGGCAAUCGACGAGGAACACAUAGUUACAUUUACAGAAGCUAUUUCCAGUUAGUACUAAUCGUGUGCUAUUUUUGAUGUGCUGAUUGUCCUCUUUAAUCUAUCACAUAGAAAACUACUCCAGAUCUUUGUAGCUGUUCACGCCUGACAUGCCUGUCAGGCCAUGUCAGGCCUGAAGUUUUCCAUUUGAUUUUCGUCAGAUCUACUGUAUUUGUUUUCCUCGUUCCAGAAGUUGGGAACGAGUGUUGUUUCAAUGCUUUAGCUGGCGAGUUCUAGCGUAAAUAGUGAAUGAAACAGCAAUCCGUUUAA